Haemonchus placei is the source of this 1263-nucleotide messenger RNA. The record is from the annotation of a GenBank genome assembly. NCBI's taxonomy places the organism in Eukaryota, Metazoa, Nematoda, Chromadorea, Rhabditida, Trichostrongylidae.
AUGCGCAAUUCCGUCCCUCUGGCGACUCGAAUAGGGCCUAUGCUGGCCCUCAUCUGUACCGUCAGCACAAUUAUGUCCGCAGUAGAGGCCAAGAGGAAACUCAAAGAACAGGAGAUUAUCCAACGUAUUCUCAAUAAUUACGAUUGGAGAGUCAGGCCGAGGGGAUUAAAUGCUUCCUGGCCAGAUACUGGUGGUCCUGUGCUAGUGACAGUAAACAUCUAUUUGCGUUCGAUUUCGAAAAUUGACGACGUUAAUAUGGAGUACAGUGCUCAGUUUACUUUUCGAGAAGAAUGGGUGGAUGCUAGGCUUGCCUACGGCCGUUUCGAAGACGAAUCCACGGAGGUGCCACCAUUUGUAGUGCUGGCAACCAGCGAGAAUGCCGACCAGUCACAACAGAUUUGGAUGCCGGACACAUUCUUCCAAAAUGAAAAAGAGGCACGACGACAUCUGAUCGACAAGCCGAACGUGCUCAUUCGAAUUCACAAGGACGGCUCGAUCCUUUACAGCGUUAGGUUAUCUCUUGUGCUGUCCUGCCCGAUGUCAUUGGAGUUCUACCCGUUGGAUCGACAGAAUUGCCUUAUCGAUCUCGCAUCAUAUGCGUACACAACGCAGGACAUCAAGUACGAAUGGAAAGAGCAGAAUCCGGUCCAGCAGAAGGAUGGCUUGCGUCAGUCGUUGCCGAGUUUCGAAUUGCAAGAUGUCGUCACCAAGUACUGCACUAGUAAAACCAAUACCGGGGAAUAUUCAUGUCUGCGUACUCAGAUGGUACUACGUCGAGAAUUCAGCUAUUACCUGCUGCAGCUGUAUAUCCCUUCGUUUAUGCUUGUCAUUGUCUCGUGGGUCUCGUUCUGGCUGGACAAAGACUCGGUCCCGGCAAGGGUCACAUUAGGUACGAUGGUUAUUAUUAGCUCGGGUAUCAACGCGAAGCUGCCUCCGGUCAGCUACACGAAGGCGAUUGACGUGUGGAUCGGCGUAUGUCUGGCGUUCAUUUUUGCUCUACUUGAAUAUGCCGUCGUGAAUUAUUACGGUCGGAAAGAAUUCCUUCGAAAGGAGAAAAAGAAGAAAACCCGUCUGGACGACUGCGUCUGCCCGUCUGAACGUCCUGCUCUGCGGCUUGACUUGAGCAAUUAUCGUCGUCGAGGUUGGACUCCGCUGAAUAGGUUAUUGGAUAUGUUGGGUCGAAAUGCGGAUCUCUCACGUAGAGUGGACCUAAUGUCACGUAUCACUUUUCCCUCGCUCUUUACAGCAUUUCUAGGUGAGUAG